Molecule: messenger RNA, 760 nt
Organism: Glycine soja
Lineage: Eukaryota; Viridiplantae; Streptophyta; Magnoliopsida; Fabales; Fabaceae
Product: ethylene-responsive transcription factor LEP-like
Exons: 1
Coding region: 129-602 (157 amino acids)
Biological process (GO): regulation of DNA-templated transcription
Molecular function (GO): DNA-binding transcription factor activity; DNA binding
Source: RefSeq, a predicted model, not a curated record
UGUUCCACUUCCACACAUGGCUUACAAUGGAACUUGAACUAUAUAUAAAUUUCACCAAUUAAUUAAACUAUACCUCCUCAAUCAUCCUAGCUAUCAAUUAUUAUAUAAACCCAACUCUAUAUCUUUCUAUGUCUCAAACAACAGCUCAAGUUUCCAAGACCAAGCCAAUGGAAAACCUUUCACCAUUGAUUUACAAAAACCCCAUUAGAAGAACUUCUAGGCGAUCUACAAUGUAUCUUGGUGUGAGAAAAAGGCCAUGGGGAAGAUAUGCUGCUGAGAUUAGGAACCCAUACACCAAAGAGAGACACUGGCUAGGCACAUUUGACACUGCUGAAGAGGCUGCUAUAGCUUAUGAUCUUUCAUCUAUCAAGAUUUGUGGCAUUAAUGCUCGAACUAAUUUUCACUACCCUUUUGUGUCUCUUCCACCACUUCCUAUGUCGUCAUUGCCUCCUCCACCGCCACCGCCGACCCCAGAGUUGGAUCCAAGUGUUGAAGUUUGUCUAGAGAUGAUGAAUGCUGCUUCUUACGAUGGUGAUGAUGAAUCUCUUGUUAUUGCUUCCAUUUUGCAAAGUUUUUCUAAUUCUGGUAACUGUUCUUUUUAGUUUUUGGUUCCAAUGAGGCUAUGGCCUGCCUCUUAUCAAAUCAAUAAUUCUAUUUUUUUUUCUUUGCUAUAUUCAGUAGUCGUUAAUGUAAGGCUUCUACCAAAAUUUCUACAUAUUUAAUUACUUGUACCAAAAAUACUUCUUUGGGGUUUUUUUUA